AUGAUUAAAUUCAGAUAAAUCUUUUUGAUUAUUCUUGCAAUUGUGAUUCCCGUUGUUCGAGGCCAAAUGGAAGACAUCAGUUUUGGAGAGAAGCACAUCUACGUUAACACCUUCGAGUAAUAUAUCGAAAAGAUCAUAUUUGGAUCGAUUGGCGGAAUCAUGCAAUAUUUGAUUUGCUGUUCGAUUGUGGAGUACUACAAUCCAAUGCCAAAGAAUAAACUACGUCUUUAGAAUAUUUUUAGGGAAAUUAGAUAUGGAAUAGUAUAACUCAUAUUUGGAUGCUUCGUAUCAAUGUCCUUUUAUUAUUAUUUAUAUCCCUACACUCCUUACUACAAAUAUUUCGAAACCCAUGAUUAUACUGUCUUUCACUUUCUGUAUGGAAUAACAUUUCAUUGGCUAUGGACUACAUGUGUGGGAUAUUGGACUCAUAGGAUGCUCCACUUGAAAUAUUUUUAUAAAUACAUUCACAGUGUCCAUCACUCUUUUAAGGAACCUACUGCCUUCAGUUACUGUGCUGCUCAUCCCUUGGAAGGAUUCAUAGAGGGCAAUCUUCUUCUCCAUACUGCUGAAUUGAUAUUGCCAAUUCAUCCUAUGUAAACUAUGAUUUAUGGAGGAAUGAUGGCAUUCAACGACCUAUUCGCCCAUGAUGGAGGAAAAUACGAUCACUCCGAUCACUACAGACACCAUCUCUAUUACGUAGUCAACUAUGGGGAUGCCAAGAUAGAUCGAUUUUUUGGCACAGCAUAUGAUCCUGUAUUUUAAUAUAUAUAUUCCUAAAAAACUAUCAAGUUAAGGAAAAAUGCACUUUCUUAACCUGAUUUUAAGGACAAAGACCAUCCAUUAUUUUAGAGAUACAAAAGCACAUAUAUAUUAAUAUUAAAUAUACCUCUCAUAAAUAGAGGUGGAAUUACACUCAUCAGAAAUUUCAUUCACUCAGCUGAAGGAGUCAAGAAUGGUCUUCCAACUGCUGUUCAAAACAGAUUAUCCAUUAAUUACAAACUCAGAACAUACACUCAAGGAAAAGUCACUGAUAUCAGAUUUAUCACUGAUCCAGUUGCAGGAUAUUAAGCCAAAGGAGAUAAGAAAUGAUUUAUUAUCAAAAUAAACAAAAUAAUUCCUAUUUCAUAGCAAA
Molecule: messenger RNA, 1132 nt
Organism: Paramecium tetraurelia
Lineage: Eukaryota; Ciliophora; Oligohymenophorea; Peniculida; Parameciidae
Exons: 8
Biological process (GO): lipid biosynthetic process
Molecular function (GO): iron ion binding; oxidoreductase activity
Source: RefSeq, a predicted model, not a curated record